Messenger RNA from Penicillium angulare, 726 nucleotides. RefSeq names its product endochitinase 2. Gene Ontology annotation, biological process: carbohydrate metabolic process. Gene Ontology annotation, cellular component: extracellular region. Gene Ontology annotation, molecular function: chitinase activity. Bases 1 to 726 code for a protein of 241 amino acids. The record is from RefSeq and is a predicted model, not a curated record. The transcript has a single exon. Lineage: Eukaryota; Fungi; Ascomycota; Eurotiomycetes; Eurotiales; Aspergillaceae.
AUGCGUCAAUCGAUUCUUACAUUUCUUGGGACUUUAGUCACUACGGUAACUGCCGUCCAUCAUGCAAAGUCUCGCCGAAAUGGAGACCAUCAGAAUGUGGUCUACUGGGGCCAGAAUGGCGGCAAUGUUUUUGAGAAUAAUGAUCUCGCUUCUUACUGCAACUCCGAUUCUGGUGUCGACAUUAUCGUUCUAGCCUUCCUUUACGUCUUCGGAAAUGGCCAAACCAUUCCAUAUGGAACUAUAGGCCAAUCAUGUUCAAUUACCAGCUUCGGUGAGGGCCAAAACUGCGAGGCGUUGAGCCAAGCCAUUUCGCUCUGUCAAAGUAGAGGGAAGAAGGGCAUACUCUCACUUGGCGGCGCCAUUGGCGCUUACGGGCUUUCAUCUCAAUGGGAAGCAGAAACCAUUGGCUCAAACCUUUGGGCUGCAUAUGGUAACUCAGGGUAUAGCGGUGUGCCACCACCCUUUGGUUAUGCCUAUGUCAACGGUUGGGAUUUCGACCUAGAAGCCUGGAGUGGUAAUCAAUACUACCAGUAUAUGAUUUCUACUCUUCGUUCAAAGUUCUCACAGGAUAGUGGUCAUCAAUACUAUAUCACUGGUGCACCCCAAUGUCCAAUUCCGGAGCCCUAUAUGCAGCCCCUCAUCACUAGUUCGCAUUUUGAUUAUCUUUGGAUUCAGUUCUACAAUAAUCCAUACUGCUCUAUCCCCAAUCCGAACUUUAAUGAUUGA